AUGGCUUCGGCGGUAACCAAAGCCGCACUCUCCGCGCCGCUGAGACGGGCUCUCGUCCAGUCCCAGUCGCGCGGCUUCCAGACCACCACAAAGAGUCUGCUCCCGUCAGCAUUCGGCUCCAGCUCCAGCAUCCCGCCCUCUUACUUCCAGAGGUCAUCGCUCCCCGCCAAUACCGUCAUCCGCUUCGUUCCGCAACAGACAGCAUGGAUCGUUGAGCGCAUGGGAAAGUUCAACCGCAUCCUCGAACCCGGUCUGGCUAUCCUCGUCCCCUUUAUCGACCGCAUCUCCUACGUCAAGUCGCUCAAGGAAAACGCCCUCGAGAUCCCCAGCCAGAGCGCCAUCACCGCCGACAACGUCACCCUCGAACUCGAUGGUGUCCUCUACACCCGCGUCUUUGACGCCUACAAGGCCAGCUACGGAGUCGAAGAUGCCGAAUACGCCAUCUCCCAGUUGGCGCAAACCACGAUGCGAUCCGAAAUCGGCCAGCUGACCCUCGACCACGUCCUCAAGGAGCGCGCCGCCCUCAACACAAACAUCACCGCCGCCAUCAACGAAGCCGCCCAGGCCUGGGGCGUCACCUGCCUCCGUUACGAGAUCCGAGACAUCCACGCCCCCGCCGGCGUCGUCGAAGCCAUGCACCGCCAGGUGACCGCCGAGCGCUCGAAGCGCGCCGAGAUCCUCGACUCCGAGGGUCAGAGGCAAUCGGCCAUCAACAUCGCCGAGGGUAAGAAGCAGAGCGUCAUUCUGGCGUCCGAGGCCUUGCGCGCCGAGCAGAUCAACAGGGCGUCUGGUGAGGCCGAGGCUAUCCUCAUGAAGGCCAAGGCUACCGCCGCCGGUAUCGAGGCCGUCUCCAAGAGCAUUGCCGACGGCGAGGAUGCGGCACAGGGCGCCAUCAGCCUGUCUGUUGCCGAGAAGUACGUUGACGCGUUUGGCAAGCUGGCCAAGGAGAGCACGGCUGUCGUCGUCCCCGGAAACGUGGGAGAUAUCUCCAGCAUGAUUGCCACCGGCCUGAGCGUGUACGGCAAGGUUGGCCAGGCGCAAGCCAGGACGAUGGCGAAGCAGCUUGUCGGCAACGAGGCGGCGGAGAAGUCUGACGAGGGAGCGUCUGGGGAACCCAAGCAGCUGAAGGAUUCGGUGCUCGAGAGCUUUGACCAAGCGGCAGGACAGAAAUGA
Molecule: messenger RNA, 1173 nt
Organism: Colletotrichum acutatum
Lineage: Eukaryota; Fungi; Ascomycota; Sordariomycetes; Glomerellales; Glomerellaceae
Product: SPFH domain/Band 7 family protein
Exons: 2
Coding region: 1-1173 (390 amino acids)
Biological process (GO): mitochondrion organization
Cellular component (GO): membrane; mitochondrion
Source: RefSeq, a predicted model, not a curated record